AACAAACAUUCCGUCGCUUUGAAAACAAACACAAGAAAUCGACUGUGGCAGAAUAACAGCUUAGAACUUCAAAGGAAUGUUUAAGGUAAUCUGAUAUUAUAACCUUUGCUUCAACGCACAGGAGGCUUGGAGCUUUGUUGUCGGACAAAAGAAUAUCCGUAAACGAGAGACAAGGCUGAGGCUUGGCGUGCUUGUGCCUGUGGAGGUGGGUACAUUCGUGCAUGUACCCUGCCUAUUGGAUGAUCAGCAGGUACCUCCUAAGCACGGUUCCGGCCUCUCCGCCUGAUUACUCGACGACUCCGGCGAUAAGCUGCCUCCCCGCACUACGGUUAUAUCUUAUCGACAGCUCUACCUGCAGCCUGUCUUCGACUCCAACAUCUCAUAAUAUUCUUUCAGAACCAUCCUACUUUACUCCUUUUUCAUACUUCUUUCAGAUAUCAAAGCCUUUAAGGCUGGGGCGACAAGUCUGAUCAGCACCAUGGCGCUUCAAUACGCCCCGUUCCAGUCUGAGAUCGAACUCCCCUUUUACUCAGCUCUCGCAAACCUCAAGAUCGACCAUGACCGUCUUGAUGUGUCGGCUCGCCAGCUUCUGGGUCUGUACGGAGCACCUAUUAAUCUCACCUCUCGGACAAACUGCCAGAUGCAGAUACUGGGAAAUGCGCUGAGCAGCUCAUCGGUUCCUGCCGGCUUGGUUCGCGCCGAAGGCAUCAUUAGGAAUGUCAAUACCAUUGAGGAAUUCAAGAACGCUGACAAGAAUGCGAUCAUCAACACUGCGGGAAAGCAGAUCUGGGAUGCGAUACAAGAUGGAACCAUUUACUCCCUCCCAUCCCUACUCUCAUCCUUCACUAUACUGUCGUUUGCGGACCUAAAGAAAUACCGGUUCACGACCUGGUCAGGAUUCCCAGCUCUCCACUCAGACCCCGUCUGGACACAGUCUGCACCAAUAGACCGACUUGACGGGCGCGAGACGACAGCCCUUGUCGACGAGGUCGGCACAUGGAGAUACAGCGUUGACCCAAGAGAGCACGGCUUCUUUUUGGCUAAGAAGGUGUACAACUCUGAUAAACCGCAAGCAGACGAGGAGGGGGAAACCAAACCGGACGAGCGCACCUCCAUCGAUGACGAUAUAGGCUAUAACUGGAAAAUCGGCUCCCUCCAUGCAUUCGAGACGGGAUUCUUUCGGGAUGUGGAUGCUAAAGAUCAAUUUAUUGCGUUCGCAGAUCCGUCCACAUAUCCACAGAACCCCGGGUGGAUGUUACGAAACCUUUUGGUCUUGGUUAGGCAGCGUUACAAGCUAGACAACGUCCGCAUCAUGUGUUUCAGGGACGUCCAAUCCAAGCGGCACGAAGCACGAAGCAUCAUCCUCAACCUCAGUUCGACAUCUUCUGUCGGGAAAGACGAAACUACCCCGCCAGCGGUAGCUAAAAUGCCCAAAGUAACAGGAUGGGAGCGAAACAGCCACGGGAAGCUAUCAUCCAGGCUGACAGACCUAUCCCAGUACAUGGACCCGCGACUGCUUGCGGAUCAGUCAGUCGACCUUAACCUAAAGCUCAUGAAAUGGCGCAUCGCGCCGAACCUAAACCUCACAAAAAUCAGCCAAACGAAGUGUCUCCUCAUUGGAGCUGGCACACUCGGCAGCUACGUAUCACGGAACUUGCUGGGCUGGGGUGUGCGUAAAAUCACCUUCGUCGACAAUGGAACCGUCUCAUUCUCAAAUCCCGUCCGCCAACCUCUAUUCACCUACCAAGACUGCCUUGGAGGAGGAGGGAAGAAGGCAGAACUAGCCGCGAAGGCCCUGCAGGACAUAUACCCUGGAGUAGACAGCACUGGACAUGUCAUCUCGGUCCCCAUGCUCGGACACCCCGUUACGGACGAGGCCAAGGCAAAGCGCGAUUUCGAGACCUUGAAGAAACUUAUCGACGAGCACGAUGCCAUAUUUUUACUUAUGGACACUCGCGAGAGCCGAUGGCUGCCAACUCUGAUGGGCAAGGCAACUGGAAAGAUCGUAAUGAAUGCCGCUCUUGGCUUCGACACAUACGUCGUCAUGAGGCAUGGGAUGACGCCUCCCGACGGAGCCCAAGCAGCCCUUGGCUGCUAUUUCUGCAAUGAUGUCGUGGCCCCAGCAGAUUCAGUAAAGGACCAAACUCUCGACCAGCAAUGCACAGUCACACGCCCCGGAAUAGCAGCCAUCGCAUCAGCACAGCUCGUUGAGCUUCUAGCAUCCAUCCUACAACAUCCCCUCGGCGGCCUUGCCCCCGCCCCUAAGCCUGUGCAGCCCUCCGGAUCAGGCCCAGUUACAUACGAGCGCGACCCCCCCGAACACCCUCUGGGCAUCGUACCCCACCAGAUCCGCGGCUUCCUCGCGAGCUGGCAGAACAUGCUUAUCAGCGGGCAAUCCUACGACUGCUGCUCAGCAUGCUCCGCCAAAGUCGUGGACGCGUAUGAGAAGGACGGGUGGGACUUUGUUAAGAAGGCAUUGGCGGAGCGGGACUACAUUACCGAGUUGAGCGGGUUGGCGGAGGUGCAGAGGGCGGCGGAGGCGGCGGGUGGGGAUAUUGAUUGGGAUAGUGAGGGGGGAGGCGAGGAGGAGGGUGAGGGGGAACUUCUUUGAUAUUGUCAAUACCCAAGGCUUACAUGAAAUAACGUCUUUGCGAGCAGUUUGGUUUGAGAAUGGGAAAGUUAGAUGGAACGUUUCGCGAUUUUUACGUGUUUUGAAGUAUUUUGUCUUUGCAAACUGGAGUAAGGUACAGAAGGAGGUGUAUUCUGCAUAUGGGAGAUGGGGUUGGCUAUGUUUGUCACGUAUAGUUCUGUUGUACUUGUUUUAUUAUCAACAGUAGCAAUUGAAUUUCAACACACGUAUAUAUGAGAG
This is a messenger RNA of Pseudogymnoascus verrucosus, 2869 nucleotides long. It is a transcript of the gene ATG7, whose product is annotated as Autophagy- protein 7 (Autophagy- E1-like activating enzyme atg7). Gene Ontology annotation, molecular function: Atg8 activating enzyme activity; Atg12 activating enzyme activity. NCBI's taxonomy places the organism in Eukaryota, Fungi, Ascomycota, Leotiomycetes, Thelebolales, Thelebolaceae. The coding region runs from base 479 to 2611 and encodes 710 amino acids. The transcript has 3 exons. Gene Ontology annotation, cellular component: cytoplasm; phagophore assembly site. The record is from RefSeq and is a predicted model, not a curated record. Gene Ontology annotation, biological process: C-terminal protein lipidation; protein modification by small protein conjugation; autophagosome assembly.